CCUAGGGUUUUUAGAAUGACCAGUAGAAUUAGAAAUUGUUCGUCAUCAGCAUCUAAGCAGGGUCAAACAUGGUGGUACCUCUCUACAGCUUGAACACCCUCAGAUUGGGUUAUUCAAUAGUUUCUUGUACAACAAAAAGAUUUCUUGUUGGAGACCUAAAACCCUCACACAUUUCUCUUCAAAAUCAUCUACUUCACAGACCCAUCACCUCAAAAAUCUCAGCAAACCAACACAAUUUCACAGUCGCUUACCUCAUAAACUCAUGUGGGUUGUCCCCAGAAGACGCAAUUUCAUCAUCCAAAAGGGUAGAGUUGCAAUCCUCACAAGGAGCAGACUCUGUUUUGGCCCUUUUGAGCAGCCAUGGACUCUCUGAAACCCAGAUCUCAAAGGUUGUCAGGUUACGCCCUGCUAUUCUUGUAGCUGAUCCUGAGAAAACCCUUUUGCCCAAGCUUGAGUUUUUCAGCUCUGUUGUAGUUUCAAGGCAAGACCUUGCGAGAAUUCUGUGUUUUAAUCCCCACCUUUUGUCAAGAAGCUUGGAGAAUCAGAUUAUACCCGCUUAUAAUUUUCUCAGGAGUCUGAUUUCCGAGGAAAAUGUAGUUUCUGUUCUGAAGCGCAGUUCAUGGAUUUUCCUGGAAAAUCGCAGAAAGAAUGUGGUCCCCAAUAUUGAGCUUUUGAGGGAAUUGGGUGUACCCCAAUCAUGCAUUGCUCUGUUGCUAGCUCACAACACUAAGGUCUUGAUACACAAGCAUGAAAGUUUUGCUGCAGCUGUGGAAGAGGUUAAGGCAAUGGGAUUUGAUAUGAAGAAAUCAACUUUUGUGAUGGCACUAAGAGCAUUGUGUGGAGAGAGCAGUAAGUCCAUAUGGAAUCGAAGCCGUGAAAUUUACAAGCGGAGUUGGGGUUGGUCUGAUGAUGAUGUGAUCUCUGCUUUCAGGAAGAAUCCACAGUGCAUGAUUCUGUCUGAGGAGAAAAUAAUGCAGGGAAUGAAUUUUUUAGUGAACAAGAUGGGAUGGCCUUCAAGAGUGAUUGCCACAUAUCCUGUGAUUUUGUGUUUCAGUUUGGAGAAGAGAAUUAUUCCGAGGUGUUCAGUUGUUAAAGUUUUGCUGUUGAAGGGGUUGAUAGAUGAAGACUCCAGUUUGGCUUAUGUGGUGUUGCCUCAAGAGCAGCACUUCUUGGAGAGGUUUGUGAUCAGAUAUAUCAACCGAUUACCUCAAUUGUGGGAUGUGUAUCAUGGAAAAUUGGAUGUCAAAGAUGUGUGAUUUUUUGCACUAUACUAAAAGUUUUGUGUGCAUAAGGUUUCAUUUACUUGACAAUGAUUAUCAAAAGAGAUCCCAUGAACAAAAUAUCUUUCAU
Molecule: messenger RNA, 1350 nt
Organism: Prunus dulcis (almond)
Lineage: Eukaryota; Viridiplantae; Streptophyta; Magnoliopsida; Rosales; Rosaceae
Product: transcription termination factor MTERF6, chloroplastic/mitochondrial-like
Exons: 1
Coding region: 69-1256 (395 amino acids)
Biological process (GO): regulation of DNA-templated transcription; chloroplast organization
Cellular component (GO): chloroplast
Molecular function (GO): double-stranded DNA binding
Source: RefSeq, a predicted model, not a curated record